Mercenaria mercenaria is the source of this 2720-nucleotide messenger RNA. Its product is annotated as long-chain fatty acid transport protein 2-like. The coding region runs from base 159 to 2036 and encodes 625 amino acids. Gene Ontology annotation, molecular function: long-chain fatty acid transmembrane transporter activity; long-chain fatty acid-CoA ligase activity. The transcript is spliced from 11 exons. The record is from RefSeq and is a predicted model, not a curated record. NCBI's taxonomy places the organism in Eukaryota, Metazoa, Mollusca, Bivalvia, Venerida, Veneridae.
UUGAUACCUAACUUUAUGAUAACGAUAUACUAGUAUCAUAAGUAUGCGCUAUAACAAAUCAACACGAAUUCAAAAGUUAUUUGGAAUUUCAUAAGCAUUUUAAUUUUAUUUCGAAGGAAGUAAGGAGAUACUUUAGAGAUUCAGCAACUUAAUUUGCAAUGACAUCAAAACGGAACAAGAUUUUACUUGGGGCAGCUGGCACAGUAGGGGCAGGAAUUUUAUCAUGGCGAGCAUUUUUCCCAUGGAUAGGCUACGAUCUGACCAUGAUGAAACAUGGAAGAAAAGCUGGAAAAAUGAUAUUGAGGGACAAUGAAAUUGGGCGCUACCUUAUAAACAUGUUUGAAGAAGCUGUUGCCAAACACCCUAAGAAGCCAUUUGUAAUCUUCGAGGACAGAGUGUAUAGUUAUGAGUUCAUGAAUGACCAGGCAAACAAAGUGGCAAAUAUAGCGGCAAAAUGGGGGCUGAAACUUGGGGAAUGUGUUGCUAUAAUGAUAGAGAAUGAACCGUCUUUCAUCUGGACAUUUCUUGGUUUACAGAAGCUUGGUAUAGCUGUUGCAUUUAUCAACUUCCACAUUAGAGGACAGCCAUUGAUACAUACAAUAAAGGCGUGUGAGGCAAAGGCCCUCAUUAUUGGUCCAGAUGAUCAGAUAUUUCAGUCAGUUGAGGAAGUGAGACACGAUAUUGGACAAAUACCUAUAUAUGCUCAUGGACGUGACCGUGGUACAGGCUAUGAAUCCUGGGAUAGUUUAAUGUUUAGUACAUUUCCAGUACCUGUGUGUCCCAGUGUGAGACAAGGGAUGGGAUUCAGUACACCCUGUUGUUACAUCUUUACCUCAGGAACCACUGGUUUACCAAAGCCUGCAAUCAUCACUCAAGCAAAAGGUGUUGGUAUCAGCAAGUUCUUCCAACUUUUUGAUUUCAUGCCAUCAGAUAUCCUCUAUACAUGUACACCACUGUAUCAUAGUGCUGCCGGGGGACUAGGGCUCAUGAACACACUAGAUCAAGGUUCUACAAUGGUUUUGAAACGGAAAUUUUCUGCUCAUCAAUACUUUGAAGAUGUUCGAAAACACAAUGUGACAGUGAUACAGUAUAUAGGAGAGCUCUGUCGAUACCUUCUGACAGUACCUGAGAGUCCGUUAGAUGGUAAGCAUAAUGUGAGAGUCGCUGUUGGAAAUGGGUUAAGGUCAGACAUAUGGGAGACCUUCAAACAGAGAUACAAUAUUCCAAAAAUCUGUGAAUUCUUUGGGGCAACUGAGGGAACAAUAGCUUUAAUGAAUCUUAGCAACCGUACCGGAUCCUGCGGCCGAUAUUCUCCUCUUAUAAACAGGCUGGAUCCUACACCAAAGUUGCUGGUUAAAGUUGAUGUAGACACAGGAGAUGUUAUUAGAAAUAAGAAUGGACACUGUAUACAAGUCAAAGCCGGUGAACCAGGCCUGUUACUUGGUGGUAUACCACAUCAUUAUGGGGACAUGCAAUUCUAUAAAGGUGGUAGGGAAAUAAAUGAAAAGAAAUUGUUGAGAAAUGUGCUGAAAGAAGGAGACUGUUACUUCAACUUUGGAGAUAUGUUGACAAUGGAUUCAGAUUACUUUGUCUACUUCAAGGAUAGACUUGGUGACACAUUCAGGUGGAAAGGGGAAAAUGUUGCUACUUACGAGGUAUCAAACGUGUUGACCAAGCUUGAUGUUAUUCAUGAUGCUAAUGUCUAUGGAGUUGAAGUUCCAGGAUCUGAAGGUCGGGCAGGUAUGGCAGCAAUUCAUUUAGAAAAUAAUGCAGAAACUUCACAGAAAAUUCUUAAAGACAUUUUUCUUCAUGCAAAAGAGAAUUUACCAAGCUAUGCUAGACCGUUGUUUCUACGAUUUCCUAAAGAACAAGCUGUAACAACAACGCUAAAACAACAGAAAACACAACUGAGAAAAGAAGGCUUUCAUCCACAAGAUAUUGACGACCCAUUGUUUUACUACGAUGAUCAAAAUAAAACUUAUUCCCCGCUUACCGUAGAAACAUACGGUCAGUUUCUUACAAAAUCAAAGCUAUAGGUCUGGAACUGUUUGGAAGGGCAUGGAAUUGUUCUAUAUAUAUAUGUAGUCCCUGGUGGGAUCCACACUUAAGAGAAGAUGAGAUAGAUGUAACUUCAUAUUAGCUGUAAUAAAAGUUUGUUAAAAAUGUCCGAUAAAAUGAAUACUCUAUCUUGAUAGUUGCUCACUUCAAAUAAUUAGAAAUAUGUUUGAUUUUAUUCUCAAUGUUUAGGUUUUGUGUGUAUUUUAUUUACAUGCACUUAUAAAUUCUUAAGACAUUUCAGUGAUCUCAGCUUUUUUUUGCGGGAGAAAUAUUGAUUAAAAGUAUUAAAUCUCAUCUACUCUACUUUGUAUGGGUGUGUUAUCUCAAGCUUCUAAACAUGUUGUAUAACAGUAUCAUUAUAAACACUACAUUCCAACGAUAACAGAUGUUAUAAACUGUAAAUAGUGUAUAAACUGUUUAUAAACUGUUUUGAUAUACAUGUAUGUUAUUUUUUUAUUUGUCAACUGUGUUAACAUAUAAUAGAAUUGCAUAAGCAUAUGAUGGAAGUAUGAAAACAUAUGAUGGCACUUUACACAGAUAAUCUGAUGUUAUACAUAUUGCUGCUGACAUAUUGUAAAUGUUUGUUCAGAUUCUGCUAUAAUAUGUUAAGAUAGAUAAAAUCUUGAAUACCUUUUCAGUAUUUUGAAUAACAUUUAGUUUUU